CGGGGCGGCGGCGGGGGCUGCCGGAGGUGGAAGCGGGGCGGCGCCUGGGCGCUGCCCGGUCGGACGUGGAGUUCGGGGGCUCCGCCGGGUGUCCCUCCUCAGGCGAAGGCGGCGGGGCCGGGGCUGACCGGAGCCGUCCUGAAGGAAGUGGCCCAGCAGCAGAAGAAGUCAACGGGAGAAGAAGAUGGAAAAGGGUCCGAUGAACAACAAGAGAAGACAAAAAAGCAGAAUCCUGCCUAUACAAAGAGACUGCUGCAGAUAGUAGGCCUUCUUGGAGCUGGCAAUGGCGUAGCAAUUAUCUACAUCUUUGGUCGUAAUUCCAUGGAUGAAAAUGGUGGGAAGAUGAUCAUGGAGCCCACCAGCCCUAAAUUGUUGCCAGAUCCCUUGAAGGAACCGUAUUACCAGCCGCCUUACACCCUGGUCAUCGAACUCACCGAUGUCCUCCUGCACCCUGAAUGGUCGUUAGUGACCGGCUGGCGCUUCAAAAAGAGGCCGGGCAUCGACAACCUCUUCCAGCAGUUGGCGCCUCUCUACGAAAUCGUCAUUUUCACCUCGGAGACGGGCAUG
Messenger RNA from Thamnophis sirtalis, 567 nucleotides. The record is from RefSeq and is a predicted model, not a curated record. NCBI's taxonomy places the organism in Eukaryota, Metazoa, Chordata, Lepidosauria, Squamata, Natricidae.